Molecule: messenger RNA, 1594 nt
Organism: Spizellomyces punctatus DAOM BR117
Lineage: Eukaryota; Fungi; Chytridiomycota; Chytridiomycetes; Spizellomycetales; Spizellomycetaceae
Exons: 6
Coding region: 38-1498 (486 amino acids)
Cellular component (GO): membrane
Source: RefSeq, a predicted model, not a curated record
UUUUGACCUGCGGUAUUCAUUCCAAAAGCAGGGCGUCAUGCCGGAACCGACGUUUAUCCUCCCAAAGAUUUUGUACUUUUCACUCACAUCAGCAGGAUGCAUUCUCUCAUUUCUGUCAGUAUAUUUGUCACAGGUGCUGGCAAUGCCAGCAACGCAAAUCGGCGUCAUCCUCGCAACAACGCCCCUCGUUCUCAUGAUUGGUAACCCGUUUGCAACCGCCCUAGCAGACCGUCUCGGCGCGCAUAAAUAUUUCGUUGCAGCAACUCUGACGGGGGCUAUAGGGCUGACCCUCCUUAUUUUCCUCCGGCCGCCCUUCCCGCUUUUGCUUGCGGGCACCGCUCUGGUUGCUCUACUUCGUAACCCUAGCUAUCCAAUUCUUGAUGCAUUGGUGCUUGCCAUGCUGGGUGACAAACACAAGGAUGAAUAUGGGCGACAGAGACUAUGGGGCUCGAUAGCCUGCGGCGUUUCGACAGCGUUUAUAGGUUGGUUGAUCGAUUGGAUGGGUAAUCUGGAAGCGAUGAUAUGGGGUCAUGUGGGAUUCCUAGCAGUGUUUCUGGUAGCGUUGAACUGGUUGCCGGUUAGUAGUCUCCGAGAAGGAAGAGAGCAUGAUGAGGAGGCGUACUUUUCGCCGAUACCGGGGGAGGAUCCUGAUCGGCACCCUGUGCUUCCGAGUGAAGAAGACGGUGCUUUAAAGGGCGCGGAUGAAGAGGAAGAUGAAUUAUUCAAGCAGAGUUCAAUUGAACAGUCAGACCUCGGCGACGCAGAAGAAGGAAUACAACCCACAUCUCCUUUGAUCGAAGACGCCUCAAAUACUUCGUUGUCACCAAUUUCAUCUAGAAAGUCUAGCGCCUCCGCUCAGAUUUCCGUGUUCACCAGUAAUGUACGCCCAUUGUUGACGGACCCCGCAGUCCUCUUUUUUUAUUCCCUGAUAUACAUCAUGGGCACGUCCGUGGCUGUUGUCGACAGCUUUCUGUACCUCUUCCUUUCGAAUCAAAUGGGCGCUUCAAAUACGUUUUUGGGAAUAGUCAAAUUUUUCCAAGUCGGGAUGGAGAUUCCAUGUUUUUACUUUUCUAAGCAGAUCAUGCGAAAAAUAGGCGUCAGGAAUAUGCUGCUGCUUGCCCAAGUCAUCCUCGUAAUACGAUUAUGUGGUUAUGGCUUGCUCCCUGCUGUCGGGAGCGUUUGGUUUGCACUGCCAAGCGAGUCACUUCAUGGGGUAUAUUACGGAAUCAUGUGGGCCGGUGCCGUUCGGUUCAUGGACGAUCGUGCUCCGCCUGCCUUAAAAGCCACCGCUCAAGGUGUCCUUAGCGCCGUGUAUGGCGGACUGGCUCAAGCGUCUGGUGCACUGAUCGGCGGCUGGUGGUGGGAUAAACUCGAGGGUCGUAUCAUACCUUUGUUUUGGGGCCUGGCCGUAGCGAAUGGUGCAUACUUUGGACUGUUUGCGCUUUGCAGGACCCGACAUACCGAAUCCUCGCGCAACAGACUCGUAGUCCCAUCCUAAGUCCUUCAAGCUCUGCUGAAUCCUGACGCAUCCUUCCCACUGUACCUAUCUCAUUUUAAAUAAUACAUCACGCAUCAAUACGCCCACCACCCGACA